Messenger RNA from Pisolithus orientalis, 765 nucleotides. RefSeq names its product sulfate transporter. The transcript is spliced from 8 exons. NCBI's taxonomy places the organism in Eukaryota, Fungi, Basidiomycota, Agaricomycetes, Boletales, Pisolithaceae. The coding region runs from base 203 to 589 and encodes 128 amino acids. Gene Ontology annotation, cellular component: membrane. The record is from RefSeq and is a predicted model, not a curated record.
UCCUAAAAGUCGGCGCGGUAUAUCUUGCUGUCGAUAUUGAAACUCCUACCAUAUCCUCACCAUAAAGGCAGAGUGUCUAAAACAGCCAGCGGGAACAGCGGACUGAUGGGGGGCGAGUCUGUCUCUCGUCAUAAAAUUGUGUAUUUCUCGAGUUUUUGAUUUUGCUGUGCCUGGAGACCACGGCUUGAUUAAGUGGAUACCAAUGUGGAAUACGUUGCCGACGCAGUUAGCACUGUUGUUUUUUAAUAUUUUGCAUCCGCCCCUCAACGUCCCCGCUUUGUCCAUUUCGUUGAAUCAAGAUAUCGACACAAACAAGGAACUCGUCGGGUAUGGAUCGCCGAAUUCGAUUUCUGGAUUUCUGGGUUCUGUGCCCAACUAUCUUGUCUACGUCAAUACGUUGAUGUUCUACCGUGUCGGAGGAGGAAAUAGAAUCGCAGGGUUAAUGCUUGCUCUUGUGACCCUUCUCAUCCCGCUGGUCGGCACGGCACCAGUUGCAUACAUCCCGUUCGUCGUCGUCGGUGCAUUAAUUUUUGCGCUUGGAAUUGACCUUGUCGAGGGGACACUGUGGGAUACAAAGUAUCGCGACUGAGUAUGUGACCAUCGUGAGCAUCAUGGUGACGAUGACUGUGGCAUUUCAUGAUUGGCGUGCUGUUCGGGAUAAUUGUCAGUUGUGUUUUCUUUGUCGUACAGAACUCGCGGCGGCGGAAUAUUCAAGCAUGCUACCCUGGCAGCGCAAUCAUGUCCACUGUCCGCCGUCCUGCUGCA